AUGGUGCCGGAGUCUGGGAUGACCUGGAUCCCAGACCUCUAUUCGAUAUAUCCGAGUCUGAGGGUUAUUCAGAAUUACGCCUACAAAUCACAGAAUCGUGUACUGGUUUCAAAGGGGACCUGUGUCCUACAGACUGGCCUGCACACUCCUGUAGGCCUCUGUUUGGCUGGAUUCUUCUGCCCCACAGGAUCCUCAAAUCCUAGUGCUGUGCUUUGUCCUCCUGGACACUACUGUCCCCGAGGCACACCGCUACCCCUGCCCUGUCCACAAAGCACAAUGUGUAGAACUGCUGGUGCAUCCAGUGCAGAAGAUUGCCUUGAAUGUCCACCGGGAUAUUUCUGUGAGCGAAGAGGCCUAACUGAGCCCUCUGGUCUGUGCUCUGAGGGCUAUUACUGCCCUGGAGGACAGAAUACAUCCAGACCACCUGAGUAUGUGUGUAGUGCAGGCCACUUCUGUGAAAGGGGCAGCCUCAUGGAGAUGCCAUGUUUCCCAGGUAGCUUUCAGCCCAGUCUUGGCCAGAAUAGAUGUGAACUGUGCCCUGCCUCCUUUUUCUGCCCUGAGAACGGUAUGACACACCCAUUCCCGUGUCAGCCUGGAUUUUAUUGUCCGAUCGGAGCAUCCAGUCAACAUCCAUGUCCUCCAGGCAGUUAUGGGAACCGGUCUGGAUUGGCCGAGUCUUCUGAAUGCUCUCAAUGUGACCCUGGGACCUAUUGUAUUGGGUCAGGAGAUGUGUCACCAACUGGCCCUUGCAGUGCUGGAUUCUUGUGUUUUGGAGGAGCCGUCACUCCCAUCCCAAAUGAUAAUGAGACUGGAAUACCAUGUCCAUCUGGAUCGUAUUGUCCAGCCGGAAGUUUUGCUGCAAUACCUUGUCCCAAGGGCACAUUUAGCAAUCUGCAUCAACUAUCCAACAUAAGUCAGUGCCAAAACUGUACAGCCGGGUUUUAUUGCUCAGAACCAAGCCUGACCUCAAUCAGUGGACCCUGCUUAUCAGGGUUUUACUGCAGUGAGGGAUCUCCGACUCCAGCUCCUCUGUCAGCCGUUUAUGGCGAUAUUUGUCCUCCUGGUCACUAUUGUGAGAUUGGUAGCGCUGUGCCAACUCCCUGUCCAGUGGGCACCCAGCGCUCUGAUAGCGGGGGAAAGGGCACAGAUGAUUGCAUGCCUUGCCCUGGAGGUCAGUUUCAGGAUCAGAGGGGGCAGAGCGAGUGUAAGCUCUGUCCUCCUGGUUUCCACUGCAUCAAUCUCACAAGCGGCUCUACGGGGGUCAGCACUCCUUUGGUCUGUCCUGAAGGCUUUUACUGCCCCAAUGAGACUCAGCCUAGAAACCCAGUUCCAUGCCCCAAAGGCUCAUACAGUGAUUCUUUAGGCCUCAUUUCAGCAGAACAAUGCCUGGUGUGCCCUAUGGGAUAUUUCUGCGGUUCAGAUGGUCUCUCCAAGCCCUCUGGGCCCUGUGCCCCUGGAUUCCUCUGUUUUGUGCAAGCAACAGUUCCCAACCCCACUGACAACAGCACUGGCACUAUGUGUCCACCUGGGGCAUACUGCCUUCUGGGAAUAAGAGCAGGUGAAUGUUCUGCAGGCUACUUCUGUGACUGGGGCUCCAGCAGUCCUGAGCAGAGUCUCUGUCCUGCUGGUUUCUAUUGCCCCGCAGGCACACACAAGCCCCUGGCCUGCACAGCAGGCACUUUCAGCUUCGUCUUGGGCAACAGCCACAGAGAAAACUGUGAACCGUGUCCAUUAGGCUACUACUGUCCGGGGGAAGCAGUAUCAGAGCCUCUUCCAUGUCCACUGGGACAUUUCUGCCCCAUGGGCACAUCACUAGGCACUCAGUUUCCCUGCCCUCCAGGAACAAUGCAGCCACAGUCUGGCACAGCCAGUAUGGAGGAUUGCUUACCGUGUCCUGCAGGCAUGUUUUGUGCUCGCCAUGGCCUUUCAGAGCCUACAGGCCACUGCCAGGAUGGAUAUCACUGUCCUUCGGGUGCCACGAGCCCUGAUGGCACUGGAAACAUGAUGGAAUCUACAGGCAACAACAUGUGCCCGGCGGGCCAUUAUUGCCCAGCUGGUAUCAGUUCUCCUCUCCCCUGCCCCGCCGGAACAUUCUCCAGCUCCCCAGGGUUGAGUGGGGCAGAGCAGUGCCAGCCAUGUCCUCCCGGGUACUUCUGUGAGCAGACUGCUAUGAUCCAUCCAUCAGAAGCAACUCUCUGUGAUGCUGGAUAUGUUUGUAUGAACGGCAGUCGUAGUGCUCGACCAGUAGAUGGACUACAGGCCUGGCACAUAUAG
This is a messenger RNA of Pimephales promelas (fathead minnow), 2274 nucleotides long. The record is from RefSeq and is a predicted model, not a curated record. Lineage: Eukaryota; Metazoa; Chordata; Actinopteri; Cypriniformes; Leuciscidae.